GCAUAUAGCGUCUAUAUAAUAUCAUAAAAACAAGAAAUUUAUCAGAUAAUGCUAUUUUACAUUAGUUCCGUACACAAAAAAUAAAUAUCCAACUUAUAAUUAUGAGUUUGACGGCUUUUCUUCAUUUCAUUCUGUCAAAACAUAACAAUAUAUACAUGAACGGCACCUGCAAGGCUCCAUGGCACAGUUUUAAAUCGCUCGGAACAUUUCGGCCAUGGCCGAGUUAUUUCGAUUGUGCAACGAGGUCUAUCUCGAAGCUUUGUCGGAGGAGGCCGAGUUAUUACGAUUGUAUUGAGUUGUUCCCCUUCGCAUAAUUGUUUUCUGUGUCAGUCAACUUUCGUUUUAUUGGAAAGAUUAAGCUGAGUAAAGCUCAAGUAGCAUUCAGGGUGCUUACCUAUGAUGUAUGAGUAAUUAACAAGGGUUUUAAUCGAAUUCCCGUUGUGAUUCAUGUUUAAACAUAAGUGUAACCCAUUUGAACAAUCAUUACUAUUUAUUAUUCUUAUCUGAAUGACCGACAUGUUCACUCAUUCGUAAUCUUUACAUUUCAUUCUCGUUACACUUUACAACCUGUGGUUUUUAGUUUACUUAGUCAGCAAACGGUGACAGAUAUCAACAUAAUAUUAAGGAUUUUCUAUACAGUGAAAAAAUUACAGUGUUAUAAUGCGUGCGGUCGUAAGGCGGUUAGCGGCACGACCCCGACUACAGGUUGCCGACGGCUUUACAAAUAAACGACUGUUGCCCCCAGCGCUCCUGGGGGGUCUCCCGGUCCUGUCGGAAUGGAGCUCACAGGCAUCCAUCGGCCGUCGGCACUUCAGCCAGUCGUCGGAUAUUGUGUUCAAAAGUCCAUACCAGGAUCUGGAGUUACCGGUGCAAACUAUAAGCGAUUACCUCUUCUCUAGAUUCGGACUGUUUGGGGAUAAACUUGCUUUAGUAGACAAUGCGACCGGAAGUAGCUACUUGUACUCUCAGUUGGAGGAGCUGUCCCGGCGUGUUGGCAGCUUCCUGUCGCGUCGCGGCUACCGGAAGGGCGAUGUCGUCUGCUAUUACGGAACCAACAACCCGGAGUUCGCACUCCUUUUGCUCGGCUGCUCAACCAUCGGCGUUACCUUGACAACAGCCAACCCCGCUUACACGCCAAAGGAGCUCCAGCAGCAGAUGGGAAUAGCAGGUGCCCGGGGUCUCAUAUUUACCGUCCCGGCCCUCGUGCCCAAGUGUAAGGAGGCGGGCUUUAAUGAUCUCGUUGUGAUCGGGUCGGCGGACGGAUGCCUACCGUUCACGGAAGUGCUUGCUGACGACGGGCGCGCGUUUCCGACGGACGUGCACAUCAACCCGAUGGAGGACGUGGCGGUACUUCCGUUUUCCAGUGGAACUACAGGGUUGCCCAAGGGCGUCAUGUUGACUCAUCACAAUGUCGUCUCCAACCUGCUACAGUUCAAGAUGUCACUUACGUCAUAUCCGGAAGACAACAAUCUUGGGGUACUUCCGUUCUAUCAUAUCUACGGGAUGGCCCCUAUUCUUCUUGGGUCCCUACAGGACGGAAGCACCCUCUACACACUUCCGGCAUUCGAUCCCGAGGCUUACCUCACAGCCAUCGUCAAACAUAAGAUCACGCAAAUCCACAUCGUUCCUCCCAUUAUCCUGUUCAUGGCGCGACAUCCCAUCUGUGACAAGUUUGAUUUCUCGCGCUUGCGAACUGUCCUCUGUGCGGCCGCUCCGCUCGGCGAGGCAUUGACGCUGGAGUUUGAGGAAAAGCGGAAGGGCUUAAAAAUGAAACAAGGUUUCGGGCUGACGGAGACGUCACCGGUGGUGGCGGUGGACGUGGAACCUAUAACCUUGGGAUCUGUAGGCCCGCUUAUAGCAAACGUCCGAGCCAAGAUAAUUGACCCUGAGACGAGCACCUCAUUGGGCAGGAACGAGGUCGGUGAGCUCUGUGUGAAGGGCCCCCAGAACAUGAAGGGUUACCAUGGCAACGAAAAAGCCACACGAGAGAUGAUCGACAAGGACGGAUGGCUGCACACAGGUGACAUGGGUUAUUUCACGGACAACGAUCGACUGGUGAUCUCUGACAGACUGAAGGAACUCAUCAAAUACAAGGGCAUGCAGGUGGCACCAGCCGAGUUGGAGGACGUGAUCCACAAACAUCCAGCCGUACAGGAUGUGGCGGUAAUCGGCGUCCCCGACGAGCGCGCCGGAGAGCUGCCUCAGGCGUUUGUCGUCUGCAAACCUAACGUGAAUGCCACUGAGGACGAUAUCAAACAGUUUGUCGCCGACCAAGUAUCAGAGUACAAACAACUCCGGGGCGGUGUUGUGUUCCUCAAGGAAAUCCCCAAGUCCCCGAGCGGCAAAAUCCUCCGGCGUUUCCUGAAAGACCUUGACUAGCCAAGCAAUGUAUAUUUGAGGACCAAGGAACACGUCGAAUGGAGCAAUAAAUGAACAAAAUGGUUGUGAUUUAGAGUAGAAGACAUAGAUGGGAACAUUUCGUCCCACUGUGAAAACGUCGCAUUGCUCAAAAUACAUCUGAAUCUUUGUUGUGUAUUAUCAUUUAUGAUUUAAUAAUUUAAAAACGGUGCAAACGUUCUGUAGAACAAAAUAUUUGAUCAAUACUGUGUUACAGUUGCGUGUAACUUUAAUCCAAUACUUGUUGCAAACUCGGGAAACUAACCGUUGCAUCUGGUAAUGUCUGCACAAUUAAAGGUGCACUCUUACUCCAAAAUAAGAUUAAUACAAUUGUUUUAAUAUACUGAAAUGGAUGAAUAAAUAUAGAAAAUA
Mya arenaria is the source of this 2769-nucleotide messenger RNA. RefSeq lists its product as uncharacterized. Gene Ontology annotation, molecular function: CoA-ligase activity. The transcript is spliced from 12 exons. Bases 661 to 2379 code for a protein of 572 amino acids. The record is from RefSeq and is a predicted model, not a curated record. Lineage: Eukaryota; Metazoa; Mollusca; Bivalvia; Myida; Myidae.